AUGGCCGCCGUCGACCAGGCCUCUAUCGACAUGGUUGUGGAGGUGAUCGGGCACAUUGAUAAAAGCUUGAUUGCAAAUGCGCUGAGAGCCAACCACGGUAAUGUUGAAACUGUCAUCAUCGAGUGGUUUGACGACUCCGACAAGUUCAGGCGCAAGUAUGCCUGGGAUGAAAGCGCCUUUGCCUCUAAUCGCGAGGGCGAUCGACCAGCAGGCUCCGGAGGUCCUUCUUUUGUCAUACAUCCGCCAGAUAAUGAUGUGAUAUACGGGACCGAACCAGGCGGUUAUUAUGCCCCUUCACGCCCCCCAUCGCGGGCGAAUAACAGGUCGCCCAUGAGCCGUGUUGUCGACCUUACAGCCGGCGACUAUACCACAGAUGCCCCAACCAGUCGACAGGAGGAAGAGGACCACUUACAAAGGGCUAUCAACGAGUCCUUACAGACCUCGGGCAUGCCCACUCCGCAUAUGAUGGCAUUCCCUCCCCCUCCAGCCCCUCAUUCCCAGCAGUCUGGCAUCACAUCCAACAAUGACAAUCCCGUCUACUUUGGUCCUGCAAACCGUCCAGACUACGAUCCGGAUGAAUGGGCCAUGGUGCGGGUAAAGACCUACGGGCCCGAUCCGGAUCCCGCAUUGCGUGUCAGAAAACCUGGGGCACCUGUCCUGCUCCGUUGCCGAGAUGAAGGUUGGAACAAGCACCGUCUCGGUGCCAUGCUCAUGGUUUACAACCAAAUACCUGCUGCCCGAAACCUUCUACUCCGCUGUGGCGGCCCUCCUGGGUAUGGUUUGGGGAACAAGAGUGAUUGGUGGAAAGGCGAGACCAUCUUUCCACCCGGCAUGGCCCCCGACUCGAAUGGUUGGGGCGCAGAGCCAUCCCCUAAUUGGGUAGACGAGCUUUUAAGGAUUUUGGCAUUCAUGGAUUCUACUGACAGAAGUUAUGGGACAGCCGACAUGCUGGCGAAGGCGAAGCAUCCUGAUGUGGAUGAGACGGGCGAUGUCGAAAAGGACUUCAUCAAGAGUGUCAUGGUCGCUCACAACGCCCAAGGCACUGGCAAGGAUCUGGAAGUGCUAGUUGCAUCAGCAGAGGUUGUUAGCUUCGAUAAUCUGGUUCCCCAGACGAAUGAAUUCUUCGGCAUCUUGGACCUUCAAUUGGGCUCACCCAUCAACCCGGUGGCCCCCAGGUCCUUAUAUGAAGUGUUCGACUAUAUUUUUAUGGUGAACUUGCGGUACCACAUGGACGACCCAUCCACAGGUCGAAUGGCCUGGAUCCUGAACCCAUCAGAAGUCUUGACACUACGCUUCACAGGUGAUGAGUCUUUCCCCUCACAACUGGAGAUUCCCGACACCUUUUAUCUCGACCGGUAUUUGAAGUACAACGGCACCCAGUUCCAAAGACUGCAGUUGGACAUGAUGACGGUGCUCAAACUGCUCGAUGCGUACUUCCAAGAGGAGGAGUCGCUGGUGCGGUGGAUCAAUCCUAAGACGAACAGGGCCUACGAUCGUAGGGCGAUCCUUAAAGCCGCUGUUCGCCGCUGUCAGGAGAGGAUAACGAAGAUCAAGAACAAAGCGUUUUGGAGGCAGCAUGAGGAGGGGUCCUCCACUAGAAAAGAGGAGUACUACCUCCCAGACCAUUCAGGAGAGCCCCAAUUCACCGAAGAAGAAGCCAAGGUGGUGGCAUACUACAAGAGCAAGAUUACUGAAUUUGAGGUAGAGCUGGCCAAUAUUGAGAGUUCUCUGAACGAACGCGUCGUCCCCCAGAAACAAAAGCUUCAGGCUUUGCUGCGUCGCAUGCAGUCGUCCAUGACCGAACCGGAACCUGACCACAACUGGAACCCUACUCACAAGUACAGUCUUCGCGGAGUAAUCAGCGACCCGAAUACAGUGUUUAUCAGGAUUCGGGAGCCUCUUCAGCCAGAUGACUUGCUUGACGACGAGGCUGCCGCAUUCACUAUGGACCGUUGGUGGAAGGUGUCUUACAAUGCUGAAGAAGGUGUUGAGCACAAUCAAGUCUCGUGGGAAGUUGUCAAACGGGAAGGCUGUGGGAGCAAGCCUGCACCCAUGCUCAUCUACGCCACAGAAAAAGCCCUGGAGCAAGAGCCCCUUCCUUUGCCAGAUGCCCUUAAAACUUUUGUUCGCUUUGACAAUCAUCUCUUUAAGCAGGAACUUGCGCAGUCGAGCCAUUCUAUGGAUAAGAAGCGGAGUGCCAUGCCGGCGCUCAAUUCGCAGUCGAAACGCCUGCAGAGGUCCAAUAGUAUGGACUCGAUGGCUUCUAAUCGUGCAUCGAUGGGGGAUUCGGACAAUGAGAUGCACGAUGCCCCAGUGUUCAAUCGCGGCUCGGUCUUCAGUACCGGUGAUUUCGCCGCCUACCAGCCCCGAUCUUCUUCGAUCAACCUCAUUGACCUUGAAGACGACGAGUCUACAACCCUCGUCCAAGAUCCUUUGAGUCCACAUGCUCUUCCUCACUCCCUGUCAGGAGAUUGUUCCAACCUUCCUCCUCCUCCGCCGUAUGAUAGCAUCAGCGGUGGCGAUGUCGAGAUGCAGGGCAUGGGAUAUGCGUCAUUCCCUCCUCCCCCUGGACAUUCUGCCCCGCCGCCACCGUUCCCCCCUCCGCCGCCGCCGCCACACCCACCAGCGCUUGACCCAGGUUUGGAUGGCCUUGCGCAGGUGUCUUUGGCUAGCAGCCCGCCCAAAGUAUCGACAGCACUGGAUGAGAGCAGCCCCAGGAAAACAGCAGUUGAUAGAAGCGUGGAUGGGGUAACAAAGGAAAGUGAUGCUGUCAAUGGCCGUACUGAUCCUUGUGAUACCGACAAUACGACUGAUGAACAAAAGGCCGAACAUAACCAGACUCCGCCUGUAGCCCCGGAGCAGGUCAGGUUUGAUUCUUAG
This is a messenger RNA of Thermochaetoides thermophila DSM 1495, 2880 nucleotides long. RefSeq lists its product as uncharacterized. The coding region runs from base 1 to 2880 and encodes 959 amino acids. The record is from RefSeq and is a predicted model, not a curated record. Gene Ontology annotation, biological process: protein deubiquitination. The transcript is spliced from 5 exons. Gene Ontology annotation, cellular component: cytosol; nucleus. Lineage: Eukaryota; Fungi; Ascomycota; Sordariomycetes; Sordariales; Chaetomiaceae.